Mangifera indica (mango) is the source of this 1786-nucleotide messenger RNA. RefSeq names its product cytochrome P450 CYP749A22-like. NCBI's taxonomy places the organism in Eukaryota, Viridiplantae, Streptophyta, Magnoliopsida, Sapindales, Anacardiaceae. The record is from RefSeq and is a predicted model, not a curated record. Gene Ontology annotation, molecular function: heme binding; oxidoreductase activity, acting on paired donors, with incorporation or reduction of molecular oxygen; iron ion binding.
AUAAAUUCGCUAAUCUAAAAUUUUAUUUUAUCUAGGGAUAAGAUCAAAGAGAGCAUAGAAUCCUACUACAGGAAGCGGAAGAUCAGAAAGCUAAGAGAGGAAGCUAAGGUGGUGAUGGAAGCCAUGAUUGUCUACCUUUCAAGCGCUGUGUGUUUGCUACUCCUGUCAGUUGUCAUCACGUUCAUUAACAAGUUUUGGUGGACUCCGAUUUGCAUACAGUCUAAGUUGAGGUCACAAGGUAUCAAAGGUCCUUCUUACAAAUUCAUUUAUGGAAGCACCAAAGAGAUCCUUCAUAUGAGGAACGAAAUCAUGGCCACGCCCAUGGAAUUAUCAAAUCACAUAUUACCCAGAAUUGAACCCCAUGUUCACUCUUGGACCAAGCUUUAUGGGAGAAAUUUCCUUUUCUGGUUUGGUCCGAAGCCUCAAUUAAUAGUCACUGAACCUGAUCUGAUCAAAGAGAUACUGAAUGGCAAAGAAGGUGGAGAAUAUCGAAAAAGAGAUUUAACAUAUUUUGCGAAAAAGAUUUUAGGGGACGGGCUUAUAUCAGCUCGAGGUGAAAAAUGGUUUAAGCAAAGGAAAAUUGCCAACCAUGCUUUCCAUGCGGAGAAUUUGAAGAAUAUGAUCCAAGCAAUGAUUGCCAGUGUGGAGAUGAUGCUGGAAAGAUGGGGACAUUAUGAAGGAAAGGAGGUUGAUGCAUUCAAAGAAUUCAAGGUUUUAACAUCAGAAGUAAUCUCCAAGACAGCAUUUGGGAGCAGUUAUAAGGAAGGGGAGAAGAUAUUUGAUAUGUUGACAAAGAUGGCUUUCAUCCUAACCAGAAACGCAUUCAAAGUCAGGAUUCCUGUACUUGGUAAACUUGCAAAGACUAAUGAUGAUAUCGAAGCAGACAGACUUCAGAAAGAUAUAAAGGACUCCAUUAUUAAGAUGAUAAUGAAGAGAGAAAAUAAUGUGAGCAGGGGAGAAGAUUAUAGGUAUGGCAGUGAUCUUCUUGGAUUACUGCUGACGGCUUGUCACCAUGAAGAUCAGACUCAGAGAAUAUCUAUAGAUGAUGUGAUAGAUGACUGUAAGACAUUUUACGUUGGUGGACAUGAAACAACCGCAAGCUUUCUCUCCUGGACGGUUUUACUUCUUGCAACCCAUUCCGAUUGGCAAGAUAAAGCUAGGAAGGAAGUUCUCGAAGUUCUUGGCCAAGCAAAUCCAACUCCAAAUAGCAUCUCAAGAUUAAAAACCAUGAGUAUGAUAAUCAAUGAAACUUUAAGACUGUAUCCUCCGGCUGUUGGCAUUUUAAGGGAAACCAAAUCCCAAGUCAAAUUGGGAAGUGUUAUUGUACCAGCUAAUGUGGAUAUCACAGUUUCAAUUCUAGCACUUCACCAUGAUCCUGAAAUAUGGGGAGAAGAUGCCUUCCUGUUCAAACCAGAGAGAUUUGCAGAUGGAGUGGCUAAAGCUACCAAUAACAAAAUGGCAGCUUUUUGUCCAUUUGGCUUGGGACCUCGGACCUGUGUGGGAUUGAACUUUUCUUUGAUGGAAACAAAGGUUGCACUCUCAAUGCUUUUGCAGCGAUACAGGUUUACAUUGUCACCAACUUAUGUUCACUCUCCACUUCAAGUUAUCUCAAUGCGCCCUCAACAUGGACUUCCUAUCGUGCUUCACUCAUUGUAAAAUCGAUUCCCACAUAAUGUUGUUUUGGGCGCUCAUACCAGGCUUCAUUACAUUGAGACAGUUUAAGGUUCACGGGUCGUUUAUAUGUAAGGCUUUUAUUUUAAGGUUCACAGGUGAAGCUUUCCUCAAA